Molecule: messenger RNA, 654 nt
Organism: Microplitis mediator
Lineage: Eukaryota; Metazoa; Arthropoda; Insecta; Hymenoptera; Braconidae
Exons: 2
Coding region: 1-654 (217 amino acids)
Source: RefSeq, a predicted model, not a curated record
AUGUCUACUGCUAUCACAUUGGAAGAACUUGCCGAUGCACAGAAGCAAGAUCUCGAGCUUCAACAACUGCCGCAACAGACAAUCGCGUUGCAGCUUCGACGAAUCAAUUUCGACAACGGUUUAGCAUUGUACAGUGACAUCGCGUCAGAGUCGUGGUAUGACGCAUUACCAGCCGUUUUGCUCAGCUUACGCGCUGCUUGGAAAGACGACAUCCAGACGACCCCGGCUGAAUUAGUGUACGGUGAGCCGAUUCGUUUACCUGGUGAGUUACUCACUCCCAGUAACAAAACUACACCUCACGAUAUUGUCAAUACAUUGAAACGUCAUUUCAAUUCAUUGGCACCGGCCAAAAUGUCGCGUCACGGCAAGCAUUCUAUUUACUGUUUCAGGAACCUUAGUACUUGCAGCCACGUACUGGUACGGAAUGACCAGGUUGGACUAUCUUUCUCACCGCCGUAUGAAGGUCCAUAUCGUGUCAUAACCCGGCACGACAAAUACUUCAUCGUCGAUUUUCGUGGACGACAAAUCGCCAUUUCUGUGGACAGAUUAAAGCUCGUUUACGAGGCAAAUCCAGUCGACACGGCGACGAUGAUAACAAACUCCCAGCCGAUUAACACAGCAACCGAGACCCAAAAAACGCUGAGUCUGGUUUAA